ACUGCUGCGCAUCUCAAAUAGCAAAUCAGCUGUUUAGCUGCGUUUGUUGUGUGUGGCAUCUGUGUGCACUCACAUUUGGCGUCCCUUUGAAGCAAUUAAAUUAUAUAUACUAUUUAUUGUUUCCAAGCAUUUUAAGCAUUUAGAUAUACAUAUUUGGAAUACUGUCAUGUAUAACGCUGAAUGCAUUGCUAUAAAGGACAUUAAACCCGGUCUAAAAAACAUCAAUGUUAUUUUCAUAGUGCUCGAGGUGGGCGUGGCAACCGUAACUAAAGAGAAUCGCGAGGUGCGCAAUUUCAAAGUGGGCGAUCCUACAGCCAGCAUUAAUGUAUCGAUUUGGGAUGAGCCGGGUAAACUGAUAACGCCGGGCGACAUCAUAAGACUGACUAAGGGCUAUGCCUCCAUUUGGCGCCACUGCCUCACACUGUAUUCCGGCAAAAAUGGCGAGGUCUUCAAGAUUGGUGAAUUCUGUAUGAUCUUCAAUGAGGGGCUCAACAUGAGCGAACCCAAACGCGGCGAACCACAAACCCCCGCGACACAGGGUGGCAUGGUCACUGUCCAGACGCCCGUCGUGACGCCAGUGGGCGUGGUAGCUGGCGCUGUGCAGCCACCAGCGAACCCCACACCGCCCGUCGUCGUGCCACCCACAAUUGUUAAGCAGUCAGCGCGCGGCGGCCGUGCGGGCACAGCCCGAGCAGGCGCUCUGAAAGCAGAGCGCAGAUAAAGCAGAUCAGCUGGAGACGC
Drosophila hydei is the source of this 741-nucleotide messenger RNA. RefSeq names its product SOSS complex subunit B homolog. The record is from RefSeq and is a predicted model, not a curated record. The transcript is spliced from 2 exons. Gene Ontology annotation, biological process: mitotic cell cycle checkpoint signaling; response to ionizing radiation; double-strand break repair via homologous recombination. NCBI's taxonomy places the organism in Eukaryota, Metazoa, Arthropoda, Insecta, Diptera, Drosophilidae. Bases 167 to 721 code for a protein of 184 amino acids. Gene Ontology annotation, cellular component: SOSS complex. Gene Ontology annotation, molecular function: DNA binding.